CAAUAUCAAAAUAAUUGCUUAAGUACUUUAAAUUCAAAAAAUUCAAAAUCUUCCUGAGACAAUGUAUAGUUUUACAGUUAUCCAAAAAAUCCCUUUUAAAAUGUAGAUUUUCAAUCCCUAUGAACCAUGACGGUCCAUAUCUUUACAGAAGAAGAUAAUAAUGAAAUAUUUUUCCAUGAAUCAACUGUACCUGGAUUACAUUAGGAAAAAUUUAUAAGGAAAAACCCACUACAUAAAUCAUUGUAUGAGACAAAUAAAGGGGGCUGACUUAUUUCUAAGAAUCACUUAUCAUAUUAGAGUCAUACCAUGCUUUUGUGUUUUUUGAGAAAGUUUAAAACACACACACACACACACACACAAGCCUGACCUUCCAUGUUAUCAUCAAUAUUGUGUAUUGGCUCCAAGGUAGAAGAAUGGUAAUGUGGGAGAAACACACCAAAAUAGCAGGGUCUCACCUCAAGAAUGAUACCCCCAAACUCUGUUCAAUCCAGAAAUAAGGAAAGAACUUUAUUUAAAGAAGUGGUUUAUAGUGGUGUGCUAUGGCCCAUCUUCACCCCUGCCACCUUACCCCAGAAGGGGGAGAGAAGUAUUCCCUUUGGGCUUCUGGAAAGACAGGUGGGCGAAGAGAAAAAAUGUCCUCAGCAUGGUGGGGAAGGAGAAGGGAGCAGCUCCCUGUAAUCCCUCUGCCUUUCUAGUAACAAAUUCUAGUGGGCAAUGGCUAGCAUGCCCAUAGAGAGUUUUCUGUGUGUCCUUUUGGCAUGUGUGCCAUAGGUUCACCAUCACAGAUCUAGGGGCUAGUCAGUUAGCCUUGGGGCUGACAGAGAAACCUAGGAACUAGUAAAGCAACCUCUUUGGAGGUGAUAGUAUGGAAUAGUAGCUCCCCUGUAAAGUGGCAGCUUCAGUGCCCUGUUGUUCAGGGUCAGCAUAUUUACUAGAGCCUGGGAACUUGUCAUCUUCUAUUCCAAAUUCAGGUGGAGGUAUGUUUUGUGGUUUGUUGCCAUAGGGAAUAAGUAACAUGUGCAAGUUUGGGGAAUUCUUCUUGAAUGCCAGAGUCCCCAAUGCACGGGUUCCAUAUUCCCCCAUUGUCAUCAUUUUUCAAUGGGAGAGAAGUCUUGCUGCCCUUCUGCAAUGAGAACAUGGUGGGGGGGAUGUGGUACAUUGGAGGGCCAUUAUGGGCAAUUAAUUAUAUCUUACAGUUCUAAGUACAAUACAAGUAAUUAAUAAAACAGACUAGGCACAAAGCAGAAGCAUAGAGAAUAGAUAAUUGAUCAAUCUGCAAUUCAUACUUAACUAAUGCUGAAACUAAUGGUUUUGCCUGUGAUGUUUAACCAAUACUAAUGAGUGAGAAAUGCAAGAUUUCAGAGUAUGAAGGUCCUUUUCCUAUUACUGCCCCUCACUGCCUGCUGUCAGCCAAUAAAGAUUAAGUGAUUUGCCCAGCCACAUAGCUAGGAAGUGUCUGAGGAGAUAUUUGAACCCAUGAACUCUUGUCUCUAAACUUGGCUUUCAAUCCACUGAGCCAUCUAGCUGCCCCACUUGAUAAACCUUUUAACAGAUGAAUGUUCCACAAUUCUUUAAAAAAAAAAAAAACACCUUUUCUUGACCUAGGGAAAGAGCAAAGAAAUACAGACAAGAUCAUUUAAGAGGAAAAUAAAUCUGUGUAUUCCAUAAUUUCCACUUUUGUGGUAGUUAUGCAUCACGACUACAAAAGAAUGUCGUUUUCCUAAAGACUGACAUUUUUCAUUCAUUUCCUACUUGUCUUGUUGAAAACAAAAAUUCAUGGCAAAAUGAUGAGAUGAUAUAAAACACACUUAAUAUGAUACAUUUUAUAAACUUGACUACCUUUUAAUUUUCAUGAAGCUGUUUUCUUCUCAAGGAAUAGGCUUUUCACAGGCAAUAAAUCCUAGAGAUCCUUCGGUUUUCAAAUUUGUUUGAAGGGGGCCAGUGACAUCACUGGGUGCUGUGUGAAUUGAUUUAAGUCAAGCAGGGUUGCACAAAGUUGUCAGUCUCUCUCUGUCUUCCAGAGUCAUCACAGUCCUUUGGCUUUGUCAAGAAGACAAGUCAGGAAGACUGCUGAUGGCUUUGGAUGAAGUGGGUGGCCCUGAGGGCUUCAGUGUCUGACCAAGCUCUAAACACUCCAGAACACCUGGAACAAAUUGUCCUCCCCUGCCCAUUCCACACUGCGACGUCUUCACAUGCUGGCAGACUCUCCCAGUCACUGAAGGGUUGGGGACCUGUCAGUUAUCCUCCACCUGGCCAGAGCAGCCAGUUUACUGGGAUGAGGCCAACGCUCUUGGCAUAGCUUCCAGCCACAGGUAAGAGAUAAGUGAAAGGAGACCCGAAAGGUGGAUGGGCACAUCGGGGCGACUGUUGAUAGCCAGAGCCCCAGGCAUAUCUCGAAAAUACCGCCGCCUCCAGACUACAAUUCCCAGAGGGCCAUGCGAGCUGAGGUAGUCUCCAAAUUCUUUAGGGUCAGAGAAGGUUAUUUCCGUAUAUGUCACUCCCACCAGCCCUCUCUCCAACUCUUUCUUACUCUAUCAAAACCGUUUCCCCUUCCCUGUCUUGAGCUGACCCGGGUUGGGGUGGAUGUGAGCCCAAAAGCGGCAGGCGGAAGUUUUGUGGAGCUGUUCCUCGACUGGUUGGAGAAACGGGGUACAAAGCCGACUGCUGUAACCUCUGCUCGCUCCGAGGAGAAGGGGAUGACCUCGGCGCCCUUGCAAGCCAGGCCCUGCCGGGUCUCAAUGACAUUCAAGGAUGUGGCUGUGGAAUUCACGUCAGAGGAGUGGGGAUGUUUGAAGCCAUUUCAGAAAAAGUUGUACAGGGAUGUGAUGCUGGAGAACUAUAGGAACUUGGUCUCCUUGGGAUUUACAGUUUCCAAACCAGAUGUGAUCUGCCGAUUAGAAAGGAAGAAAGCAUCUUGGAUGCCAGAAGCAGAUGUUCCAAGAAGCAGCUCUGCAAAGAUCAAAGGACUAAUUGAAGAUGAUCUUUAUGAAUGUAGUGAAUGUGGGAAGGCCUUCAGAAAAAAGAGAGAACUCACUGUGCAUAAAAAAAUCCAUGCUGGAAAAUGUCUUUAUGAAUGUAAGGAGUGUAAGAAGACUUAUCGCUUCAUCUCAGCUCUCAAGCGACAUCAAAAUAUUCAUACUAAAGAGAAACCUUAUGAAUGUAGUAAAUGUGGGAAGGCCUUUGGGGUGGAGUCAUAUCUUACUAAGCACUGGAGAAUUCAUACUAGAGAGAAAUAUCAUGAAUGUAAAAAAUGUGGAAUAGCCUUCACAAAUAAGACACAGUUUACUUUGCAUCAAAGAAUUCAUGAUGGAAAGAUUGUUCAUAAAUGUAAAGAGUGUAAGACGACUUUCCUCUAUAUCUCAGAUCUCAAGCGCCAUCAAAAUAUUCAUACUGGAGAGAAACCUUAUGAAUGUAGUAAAUGUGGGAAGGCUUUUAGGACAAAGGGACAUCUGGCUGAGCAUCAGAGAAUUCACACUGGAGAGAAACCUUAUGAAUGUAGUAAAUGUGGGAGGGCCUUUCUGAUGAAGUCAUAUCUUACAAAGCAUCAGAGGACUCAUACUAGAGAGAAACCUUAUGAAUGUGGAGAAUGUGGGAAGGAAUUCAGGAAUAGGGCUCAAUUUAUUGCACAUCAGAAAAUUCAUGCCAGGGAAAAUCUCAAUUAAUAUAGUGAAUGUGGGAAGGGCUUUGGGAGAAAAUCAUAUCUUACCAAACAUGAGAGAAUUCAUACUGGGGAGAGGCCUUAUUAAUGUACUGAAUGUGGGAAGACCUUCAUAUUGAAGAUACAUCCCUUUUUUUUUAAACUUUUUAAAAUUUAUUUUUAAUUAAAUUUUAUUUUAAAAUAUUUUUCCAUGUUUACAUAAUUCAUUUUCUUUUGUAAGAAUUUAAAAUUUAGGAUUUAUGCUAAUAUGAAAGUUCUAAAGUAAUAUUGUAGUUACCAGUUUAAAAAAUCAACUCAAGUCACAAGUCUGUUAGCUGCUCUUAACAAUUUCGUUUGAUAGAGAUUAUAGUAAAAGAGAGAAAUUUUAAGAAGGAAAUAGAAAGUAUUGCCUAGCUAAGGACCCUAUAAUUUCUGUACAGCUCACCAUCCAGCAAGGGCUCUCAAGUCAUGAUCUCCACAUUGUAUAAAUGGAGAUUUUGAACGCUAGACUUAAUUCCCCAGAAGUCCUUGGUAUUUUCCAGAAUUCCCUAUAAUAUCUCCUGAGGCUCCAAGUUGGCAAGAUAACUUUAUUUGUAUUUAACUGGCAAUAAUGCUGCCCACGCGGUCUCUCUUCCUUUUCAAUGAUGCAGCAAGUAUGGUGGUAAGGUGGGAAUGGCUGAAAUGGCUAACCAGCCAUGGGCAUGUUGUAGUUUUUAUUUUGUAUCUUCUUGAUUCCUUUAUUUCUAAUGAUCCUUAAUAAAUGUCAUGAAAUAUAACAUUUUUGUUAUUAGAGAUAUAAUUCAAUUUUUACAGUUUUUGGCGACCAGAAGGGACAAGAAUUACUCUCAAAAGAAAUUUUUUUAAGAUAGCCUAGAUAAUUUUUUUAAGCCACGUUUCUCCUGCCAAGGCUUUUUGCCAACCCCACCUACCCAUCCACCCUUGCAAAGCCAUUUCUCCUGAUUCAGCUCACUCCUGCCUCCAGCCAUCCACUCCUUACCUUCUUGACCCAGAUCGCUCACCUGGCCCAGCUCCAGCCUCAGGCUCCAGCAACUCUACUCCUGAUCUCCGGGCUCCAAGUCAGAUUGCUCAUCCAACCCCAGGACCCAGGCUUCUGGUAACUGGCACUGUGUCUUUGGAAUCACAAUCCAACUGAUAAAAACUGGGGUGUUUUUUCCUUAGGCAACAAUUAGCCUCCACAUGGCAGGGAACCUCAGGGGGGACGGCGAGGAGAAGGAAGAGACUUUUCCAAGCAGGAAGUUGAUUACAAGCAUUGCAUAUUCUCUGAGAGAGUAGUGCAUUGCCUAUUUCAAAGGAUGUUUUUUGAGUGCACUGAUCCUUUUACUUAUCUUACCUGAGGUUCAGGGGAGAAAUUCAUCUCCCUGAAACUCUUUACCAUUUGUGCCUGCCCGAUUUGAGAUUCCUAAAAUCCAUGUUCUCCCUCACUAUGGGAGAUCCCACAGUACUGACAAAAGGAAUCUCAACAAAUUAAAAAAACAAAAACAAACUUUAAAGAGACUAAAGGUUAUAUUUUUAACUUUUCAGACUCCAAUGUUUUAGAAAAGCCUCUGUAUUUUUUUAUUUUAUUUUGCUGAUUGUUUUGUUUAAGAUUUAAUUUUGUGGGUUUAAGUUCAUAUAUUAAUGUAUUCAAUACUAUUCUGUUACACUGAAUCAUUUUAAUGUACUGGGUUUUAACAACUGUUAUAUUCUGUUGCUUUUCCCCUAUAACUAUACUGAACAAAUAUUGAAUAAGCCACUAUAUAAAAACAUCCUUUUUUCUAUUUUGACUUUGUAAAUUCUCACAUAGAGGAUGGAUGGACUUCAUCAAAACUGGUUACAAUUGUAUAACAACCUUUAGAAAAUUUAAUGAGUUAAAUAUCUCAAAUUGCUUUUAAGGGGUAUCCAAAGAUGAAUUUUAGAUUUUUUUCCCAACAACUCUGAUCAUUUUGCCUGCCUCUAACAGGAGAUAAGGUCCAUUUUGGUAGCUGAAGUGAAAUGCAAUUAUAAUCCCCACCUCCCACAUUUAUAAAAAUUUGAAUGGAUUGGACAUCAUAGUCUCAUACCAAAGGAGCUGGGAAGUUAAUCCCAGGGCAUGGUACCCCUGGAUGGCUCCCAAAAAAGGAGCAUCUCUCAUUUAUAACUCUUCAGCUCACUUUACCCUUUCACCAAAAUGAUCUCUAGAUUCUUGGUGACAUUUUUAGACCCAGCAUCAACAGUACAGAGAUUUGUUUUUUUCCAGACUCCUCUGCCACAUUUUUGUAAUGAUGGCAGUAAUAGAAUUUUUAAAAAGUAUCUCAGCCAAGGUUGAAAUAUUGCUACACCUGGAAAACUUGUGACAAAUAUCCAUCAGUUCAUAGGGUUUUUUUUUUUAAUGUCACACAGCAAGUUAUUUGAUAUAUGAUAGUGGGUUUUUUGCUAUUGUAAUUAACUUGGCUAUUAUGAAUUUGGGACUUGGGUACUUCUUUGAAUUCAUUAUCUACUGUGUUACUGUUUCAUUCUGAAAAUCAUUUUGUACUCUCAUAUGGCUGAUGUAGUGUGUCACUGAUUAUAAGCUACAUAUUUUUUUGAUUUUUAAAAUAAUCUUUGAUUUUUUUCCUUGCAUGUGCAAUAUAGUAUCUGAGUUUUAUUUUUUCUUUCCUUUUUUUAUUUGAAGCACGUCACCAGUAUUGAGAAGAUUUUCUUUAACAUUUUUGAUUUUGCAGUAACAUGAGUCUAAAAUGUAGUUGCUAUAAUGUCAAUAUAUACCCAAAAGCCUUUAGACUAUAAAAAAGGAUGCCAAUAAUUGGUUUAAAAAAUUAUGGGACUUUGCUUAAUGAUUCUGUCUGAUUCCAGGACAAGAGAAUAGAAAAAGAGCUAUUGCACAGGCCAAAGAAGCACAAAGCUAAACUGCAUAGUGCCAAUCCAGCACAAGGUCAAAGAGACCAACCAGUCCCGAUGGGGUUGAUGAAUGUUUUGAGCCAUGGCAAGAGGACUUGAACAUGUUUGGGGUUUGAGGUUGCAGCUAUUUAACAUGUGUUAAAGGCAGGUCUUCCUUGUCCCACAUUCUACCAAGUACCUCAAAUUUGGCUCCUACGUGGCUCCUAAAAAAAUCUAGUUCCUAUUCUGUCAUUCAUAAUGUGGCAACUUUCUGGAGUCCUGGCUACUGAUUGUGUAAAUGCUUAAUUGCUUAUAUCAUUUUAAUUGGGCCCUGAUUCAAAGACCUAUUAUAGAUUUUUUUCCUUUACUUAGAAUUUUUACACAUAAGACUUUGAUAGUCUAUAUUUCAUCCAGAAAUUAUCUUUUUUUAUUUGGAAUUUUUUUGAUGUUUUUUAUUUCUCUUGCCAAUUGAUUCACAUACCUCAUAACUCAGCCAUGCAUUCCUAAGUGAUCCCUGUGUUUUUCAAUCACCAUCUUCAGGGGGGAAAUGUAUAAUUACUAUUAUUUUAAAUUGCAAAGUUUAAAUUCCUUUUGAGAGUAAUUUUAGGUUAAGAAACAUGCUGCCUCUCCGAAUCCAGAAAGUGAAUUGUUUGGAGAAGACACCAUGAAGAUGCCUCCACAGACCACAUGCUGCACCAGAAGAUCCAGAGUGAACUUUGGUAUGUGGUGAUUUGAACUGUAUGAGGUUUGUGACAUGGAAAUAACUUUAAAAGACUGAUAUAUAUUAAUUUAAGGUCGCCAAGGAAUUCAGCUAUGUAAUUCCUAAAUGAAAACUCAAGGCAGCAGUCAAACUUUUAUGGAGUUUUUAAUUACAAACAGGAGGACUGAAAGGUAUUAGAGAGAGAGAGAGAGAGAGAGAGAGAGAGAGAGAGAGAGAGAGAGAGAGAGAGAGAGAGAGAGAGAGAGAGAGAGAGAGAGAGAGAGGAGAGAAGGGAAUAGGGCUUAAAUAUCCCCUCUGUUUAGGCUGGGCCAAAGGCCCAAGCCCUUAGAUAGCUGAGGCAAAGAAAAGAGAUCAGUCCCUAUCACUCACAUGACCAAAAUGGAGAAACAGUCUCAGGGGCCUCCACUCCAAGCACCAGGCUCCAACAACCACACUCUCCCUCCAUACAGGAAGUCCCAGCCUCCUCAGCUAUCCUCUACCUCACUUCCUCUGUCUCACCUGUGCUAAUGGUGGCUCUAGCUUAACCCAGGACCUCCCAGAGGUCUGCCCCACUUUGCACAUGUCUGUUGAAGGUCAUAUUCUCAAAUAAUUAAAUCUUGAUCUUUGCUGCAGCCCUUCCUAAAUCCUGUUACUCUGAGAAGGGUGGAGAUUGUAAGUUCCAAGACCUGGUUCUGUCACUCCAAGUAUUUCUAUUGUAUCAAUUCUAAAAUCAAUCAUGACUCAAAGAACUUCCUGUUCUAUGCUAAAGUAUAGGUCAAAGCCCUUUCCAUUGUUUAGCAAAAGGUUUCUGUCCUAAAGUAGUCUUAAGUAGGGAGGAGAAGGACCCUCCCAUGCCAAGGGUUUUCACAUUCCAAUAGAGUUCUUACUAUCAAUAGGAAAUUUUUCAAGUAUGAAAUUUCCCAAUGGGGAAAUUUCCAACAUUCAUAAGUCUAAGAAAUUUUAAGGUUUACAGGUUUGGAUGCAUUUCUUUUGUAUGUAUAUUCUUAUGCCAAAGGGGACUGCUCCCUAACAGGCUUUUUGUCAAUGCACUUAGCAAUUAUUGGUUUUGUUCUCUUUUCCUCUUAGCCUCAAAUUGUUGUAAUUUCAGACCUGGAAUGCUUCCAAGUCCCACUGGAGAGACUAGAAUUCCAUGGGUCUUAGGGAGGAAUGUAUGAAUGGAGAUUUUGAACCCUAGACUUCAUUCCCCAGAAGUCCUUGGCAUUUCCUAGAAUUCCCUAUAAUCGUUCCUGAGGCUCCACAUUAGUGAGAUCAUGUUAUUGGUAUUUAACUGGCAAUAACACCGCCCAUGUGUUCUCUCUUCCUUUGCAAUGAUGCAGCAAGUAUGGUGGUAAGGUGGGGAUGGCUGAAAUGGCUAACCAGCCAUGGGCACAUGUUUUUUUUUUUUAAUUUUGUAUCAUCUUUAUUCCUUGAUUUCUAAUGGUCCUUAAAAAAACUCACAAAAUAUAAUAGUUUUAUUAUUAGAGGUAUAAUUUAAUUUUUACAAUGUGGAGUCAUGAUAGUCUCUUAAGCCAGGAGUCUCGGUGGUAUAAAGGAUAAUUUUAAUUUUGUGACUUGAAAUCUAAAUAAUUGGUUGCCAGGGAAAAUUCCCAAAUAAUAAAAUACUCAAGUCAACUGGGAAAUAUGGUGAUUUUAAUUAAUAUAAAGAGAAGGAAUUAAGGAAAGGAGAGAGGAAGAGAGAGAAAAGAGUUAAUUUAAACUGCUCUGGCUCAGGCUGAGCCAGGCAGUAGUUAAAGGCCUUGGCCCAAGUGGCCUCUCUGAGCCCAAGGGAAAAGGAAUCAGUCUUAUCACUCACCAUGAGACUGUCCAUCUCCAGGAAGCUGUCUGAGGGGGAUCCUCCAGGCCAAAUUCCAGUCCUCACUGAACUGAACUCCGAAUCUAAUUGCACUCUGAACUGAAUUGCCUGAACUGACUUUUUUAGCCUCCUUUAAAAAAUUUUCUCUUAUGUCAUUUCCUCUAAAUUUUCACAUCUACCAAUCACAGUAGACACUUUUUCCAAGACUGCCUAUUCUUUACUUCUCACCUUCUUUGAUUAGAUUUUCUCAAGGACUAUCCACUCUUUAGUUCUCACCUUCUCUGGUUAGAUUAUAUCUUCUGAAGUACUUCACACUUCUUCAUUAAGCUUGCCUUUUUGUGAGUUACUUGACCUUUUUGUGAUUAAUUUAACCUUCGUAGGUACUUAACACCCUUUUGUAUUAUAUCUAAAAAUAGACUUAGCUUAAGUUUUAGCUUCACUAUAAGGUAUGAGUUAAGUACCUUCGUUGUUCAUUUAGGAGUUUACAACUUUAUCUUCCCCUAAAGUAUGUCCAAUUAGGGUGGAGUAAUUUCCAAGUUCAUAGUGGUGUCUUCAGUAAGGGUUCCACCAACACAACCUCCUUUAGGAAAGGAAGGCCUGACUAGAACCAAUCUCUCCAGAAACCAGGAAAGAAAGGCCAGUUACUCACCCAGCAAGCCAGUGCAGAAUCCAGGGAAAGAGUCUCUUCUUUCAGUCCAACAAGCCAACACAGAGUCUCCAAAGACAAACUCCAAAGGACAAGUCCCUUGGGCAGGAAGUUCAGGACUUUUAUAGUCCUUUUCCACAUCACUUCCUGUCCCUUUUCCACUUCAUGGGAACCAAUCACAGUCUUUUAAUUUGCCUAGCACUGCAUAAGGGUGGGGCAGUAGCCUUUGGGAUUGUCACCCACUUUAGCAAGUGACUCGCAAACUCUCUUAGUGUCAAGUAGGGGUACUUUAAGUUCUUUGAUUUGGUUAGCUAAAAAUAGACAAGGGGAGAGUUAAUCCUGUCUUCACACUUUGGCUCCCCCCACCUCCAAGAGCCAACAAGCAAUUCCAUGGGGUUGUACAAAUGCUAUCACUUGAUACCUGUUUCCAUAUCAUUCAUUUUUUUCUAUAGUGUGAUCUUUUCAAGCCUAAAUCCCAAAUCAUAUACCCAUAAAUACAUGUGAUAAGUGAUAUCAUAUGUUUUGCUUUUGCAUUUCUACUCCCAUUGAUCUUUCAAUGUGGUUAGCAUUCUUUCCCAUAAGUCCUUCAGGAGUGUCCUGGCUUGUUGCAUUGCUACCAGUAGUAAAGUCUGUUACAUUGGAUUGUUCCACAAUGUUUCACUUUUUGUGUAAAAUGUUCUCCUGCUUCUGCUCAUUUCACUUUGCAUCAGUUCAUUGAGGUUCUCCCAGUUCACAUGGAAUUCCUCCAAAUCAUCAUUCCUUACAGCACAGUAGUGUCCCAUCACUAUCAUAUACCACAAUUUGUUCAGCCAUUCUCCAAUUGAGGGAUACCCCUUCAUUUUUUAAUUUUUUGCCACCACAAAGAAUAUGGCUAUGAAUAUUUUUGUACAAAUAUUUUCCUUAUUAUCUCUUUGGGGUACAAAUUUAGCAGUGGUAUUGCUGGAUCAAAGGGUAUGCAUUCUUUUCAAACCCUUUGCACGUAAUUCCAAAUUGUCUUCCAGAAUGUCUGGAUUAAGUUAGAACUCCACCAAUAAUGCAUUAGUGUCCCAAUUUUGCCACAACUCCUCCAACAUUUAUUACUUUUCUUUACUGUCAUAUUGGCCAGUCUGUUGGUGUGAGUCAGUACCUCAGCAUUGUUUUGAUUUGUAUUUAUCUAAUUAUGAGAAAUUUAGAUUGCUUUUUCAUGUGCUUAUUGAUAGUUUUGAUUUCUUUAUCUGAAAACUGCCUAUUCGUGUCCCUUGACCAUUUGUCAAUUGGAAAAUGACUUGAUUUUUUUUUGUACAAUUGACUUAGCUCCUUAUAAAUUUAAGAAAUUAGACCUUUUUCAGAGGUUUCUGAUAUAAAAAUUUUUCCCCAAUUUGUUGCUUCCCUUCUAAUUUUGGCUGCAUUUGGUUUUGUUUGUACAGAAAAUCUUUAAUUUAAUAUAGUCAGAAUUAUUCAUUUUAUAUUGUGUAGUAUUCUAUGCCUCCUGCUUGGUCUUAAAUUCCUUCCUUUCCCAUAGAUCUGACAGGUAUACUAUUCUAUGUUCACCUAAUUUGUUUAUGAUUUCUCUCUAUAUUUAAGACAUUUAACCAUUCUGAAUUAAUCUUGGUGUAGGGUGUAAGAUGUUGAUCUAGACAAUAUUUCUCCCAUACUAUUUUCUAAUUCUCCCAGCAGUUUUUGUCAAAUAGGGGUUCUUGUCCCAAAAUCUGGUAUCUUUGGGUUUAACAAAUACUGUCUCUCAAUUUUUAUUUACCCCAAGACUAUUCCAUUGAUCCACCUUUCUGUCUCUAAGCCAGUACCAUAUAGUUUUGAUGAUCACUCCAUUAUGGUAUAGUUUGAGAACUGGUUUGAAGAUGAAUUUUACUCAACAUCAAAUAAUUAAUUAAGGAAAGAAUCCUUAAAAGUAUAGUGCAUGUGGGAAGGCAUUUAGACUGAGGACACUAUCCUGGAGAGAUUCCUCUGGAAAUUCAUGUAAGUAAUGUGAGAUUGAUGUGGGCAUUGUACCCCCAGAAGCUCAGGCAAUCUAUUAUCAGUAAAAUUCCUUUGCUCCCAUACAUCCUCAUGACUCCUAACCUAAAACAUCUAAUGACCCCUAUAGGACACUGAGAUGAUUGUCCUCCUUUUAUCCUUCUUUAGAUUUAAGAUGGACAGCUUUUCAGAGGUCUCAAUUAUUUCUUUUUUUAUUAUUGACUUUUUUUCAUCCUGAUGAAUUUUCUCAUUAUUUUUCCUACCUGCACAAUGUAAUUCUUUGGUAGUUUGGUUGGUAUGACAAGAAAUAAGUAGAUUAAUUUAAUAUUUUUAAUUUAAUUCUAAGUUUAGUAUUAGAUUUAAUUUAGUUGUAAUCAUAAUUUUAUUAUAUUUGUUUGGCUCACUUAACAAUUAAUACUUCACAUGCUUAGAUCUAAUUUUUAUUUAUGUGAAGAGUAAUUUUAAAUUUUAUUCUUGACAUAUUUUAACAGGUAGACUCCAAAUAUUUUAGAUUGUCUUUUUGUAGUUCUUUUAUGUAGAACUAUCUCUUCCUACAGUUUUGUUGGUAUAGAAAGGCUGAUGAUUUAUGUGGGUUUAUUUUAUAUGCUACAAUUUUGCUAAAGUUGUUCACUGUUUCAAUUAGUUUUUUUAGUUGAUCCUCUAGAGUUCUCUACUAUACCAUCAUAUCAUCUAUAAAGAGUGAUAGCUUAUGACCUUUGUUAUAUAUUAUAGUCUUGCAAAUAUUUUAUUUAAAACUUUUGCCUCAAUUAUGGAAAAUUAGUAUGUAGGUGGGGUUUUUUCUGUUUUUCUUGUUUUAAGUAUCUAACACCAUAUGUGUGUUAUGAAAGGAAUUUAAUUGAACCCCUUUUUCCCACUAUUUUGUUAAACAAUUUAAUGUAGUAUAGGAAUUCAUUUUUCUAUAAAAAUUCAAUGGAGUUCACUUAUAAAUCCUUUUGGCCCUGUUUUUUUUUUCCUAAGAAAACUCAUUUAUGGCUAAUUCAGUUUCUUUUUUGUAGAUAUUCACCUAUCUCAUUGAGAUUGUCAAUUUUAUUGUCCUGAGGUUGGGCAAAAUAGCUCCUAAUAUAUAUUUUUAAAUUUCAUCUUCUUUUGGGAUUAUCUCAACAUGAUAGACUUGCUCUCUGUAAUAGUUAAAAAUAAAUUAUAAAGCAGUUAGUAGGUUUAUUACAUCAAAGUAGUGAUAGUAAAGAGAGGGAAAUAAGCUCAGCACUGAUGGGGGAGUGGGGAGAGAGAGAGAGACAGAGACAGAGAGACAGAGAAAGAGAACGAGAGAGAGAGAGAAAGAGAGAGAGAGAGAGCAGUCCCUUGGUCUCACCUUAUAAGCAGUUUUCCCCAUCCACUAGCUCUCUAACAUCACUUCUCAGGAACCAAUCAUAGUUCCUUAAUUUGCCCUGUGGAAUCAGUUUCCUGUCUCACUCUCAACUUCCUUUCUCUGAAGGUUUGUCUGUACUUGCACAUCUAAAUGGUAAAGGAUCUUCAGGUUCCUGAUUGAUGACGUCAAACAAAGCAACAUAAUAGGGAGGGGAGUUUCUUUUCCACAUCUCUAAGUAUAUCAAUAAUUGCCUUAAUGAUGACGUUCUUAGGGGUUAUAUAUGUCAUCUUGCUUUAGCAAAUGUAAACAGUAUAACUGUUAAAUCCCUUGGUAUAUUUCUCACUCAUGGUACCUUUUUGCUUCUCUUGAGAUGUGUGUUUGAAUGUCAAAUUUUUUGUUGAGUUUUGGUCAUUCCAACAAGAGUGCUUUAAAGUCUUCUAAUUCAUUAAACAUCCAUUUUGCUCCCUUAAGAAUUAUAUUUGAUGAGUAAGUUAUUCUUAAUAAUCUCCUGUAUCAAGUUGUUUGUUCUCUUUUUAUAAUUUUCUUGCAUCUUAUUUCUUUCCCCAGUUUUCCCUCUACCAUGUUUCAUAAUUUUUUAUCUUUUCAGGACCUCCAAAUUAACCACUUUCUAAUGCCUCUCAUUUUUCUGAGUUGCCCUGUCCUAGCAGCCCAGGACUCAAACAAAACUAUUGAGCAUAUCUCACCCAAUCAAGAUGUGAGAUGAGCUUGGCUCAGGAUGAACUCUGCUACUGUCAAUCUGUUACUAUCAAAACCACAGACCAGAACCAUGGGUCAACUCAGACCAGCCAUGUCAUCUCUGAGUAAUGGAAAACACUUGCAAGAAUCACUUCCCAGCCAACAGGGCUAUCAUCGAUAGAUUUUCAAUUGCCAAAACAAAACUGACUGUCCCUAUCUUUGAUGAAUUCCUCUCAGAUUCUGUCUUGUCACUAAGCAAACUUUACCAUUGUUACAGCUAUACCUUCUUUGUCUAGUCACAAGUAUAUGUAUCAAAGCUCAACCGUGGCAUUUUGGGCUAGACUUGAGUGAGAAUCUCCUUUUCAUACCAUGACUUGCCCUUACUCUUCAUUAGAAUAAAACUUUGGUUAAUUUUAAGCAUCUGAUGGGUUAUUGAACUUGUUCUGUAAUUCCAUUUGAAUGGGUGUCCUACAGUUAAUGGUGUCUGAAGUAGGAAUUGAAGUUUAGCAAAGGAAUCCUACCACCUGGGGUUGGACUCAUUGUAUAACAGAUGUCUAUUGUAUCUCACAUAACUUGUGCCCCCGUGACUAGGUGCAUGGCUUCUCUCCUGUUUCUGAGCUUCUAUUUCAGACAAGCUCUCCCUAUUUCUCUUGAAGGUUAAAUAUUUAGAGUGCCAUGACUACAGGGUGGACCUCCUAGCCCUGACUCUUCAAUUUGGAAGUCUUUUUGACUUUUAAUAAAGCUUUUUGGGUUUUGAUGAAGUCUUUUGACCUUUAGAAACAGCAUUUUUGGGGAUUUCCUUUUUGGCUACUGUGUGGGAAAUAUUGGAACUAUAUAUUCAGUCUAUGGAUCAGAUACUUGCAAGUUUCUUGGUAAUUGUCAAAAUCUAAAUAAAAUCCCCAUCAUUGCUGGCCAGCAUAAUGUACAUAUGGCCAGGACAAAAUUAAUUUCUUAAGAAAAUUAGAUAAGUCGGGAAAGAAUAUCAAACCAUUCAAAUGGGUUGCCUUUAACAAAUGGUAAUUAAAAAAAAACUAAAAGAAAAGUCAAAGCAAUCUUCAUUCAGUUAAAAGAAUGCUUAAGUAUAAUGAAAGUAGAAAGUCAGAGGGUUGAGGACUACCUUCAUUCCUUGCAGUCAGACUUAAUUCUGGAACUAGUUUAGUUCCAUUAACUUUCUUGGCAGAGCCAGCCAUGUCAAGAGAAGACCCUGGCCCCUCACUGAAAGCCUUAUAGAAAAAAAACUCCCCAGUAUUUUCCAGUUAAUCUUUUACCAGUGGGGCUUUUUUCAUAAAUGACUGCCUCCUGAGGUCCAACUCCUGCUCUUAAUCCCUAGUUCUUCUGAGCUAAAAUAUGAUUUAGCUUUUUUUAUUCUUUCCAUUAAGUCUUCAAAAAUCAAUUGUCCUUGUUAAGGUGACCUUCACUCAGACCUGGGAUGUUUUAGUUUGAGGAUAUGUUCCUGGUGGUUAAAUUUUAAUUUUAUUUUGUUUUUUGAAGUUGCAACAAAAAAUGGGUCCCAAUAUAGUGAGAUACUUUCAUGUUCCCCAUUGGACAGAUCUUUGAUAACAUGGACUAGGACUUCCUACAGAUAGUAAAAGGAAUGACUAAAUACCAUGCUAUUAAAUUAUGUCACAUAUGACAUAAAUCCAUAAUAAAUUCAUCUGAUAAUAUGUUUUUGUUAAAUCUAGUUUUCUCAUUAUUGCAAAUUCAAAAAGUCAUGAAUAGUAAAUAUGUCAUAAUUUGCUUUGGUUAAUUUGGCUAUUAUGAUUAUAGAAAAUUAAAGAAAAAAAUAAAUUGACUAGUCAUGGAAAAAUUUUAAUCAUAAACCCAUGAACUUUUGGUUUUGCAGGGAAUUUUUUAAAUCAAGGUUUCUGCCUACCUCCCCCUAAAAGGGAAUUCUUCCUUAUGUCUUGUCUAUGUUCUGGCUUAUAGUUUUGUCUGUGUUUUUGUUUAUGGGUCUGUCUUAUCAUUUUGUUUGUGUUUUUUUAUCUUUGUAAAAUAUAUAAAAAUCAUUGUCUUGUUUCUUUUUUAGUAUUUAUAGAUUUUUGUUACCUUGAAAAUUUUCUAAAAUGGGAGAUGCAGUCAACCAGGAAGACUCCUAAAAAACAGUAGCAAAAAGUUUAUACCCUGGGAGAGAUCAGUGAGGUUUCAUACUUGAAAAGCAGCUUUCUCAGGGAGCAAAACUAGUUCUUCCACCUUGGGUUUUCAGAGGAAGAUUAGUUUAUUAGAAAAGAAAGAGACUAUAGCCACAAUCUGGAUAUGGUUGCAGAAUGACUACCAGGCUGUCUCAGGAUUGUUAUAGCAAUACCUGAUUUGUUUAAAACCACUGCCAAUAUUGUUCUGGGAAAAGGGCUAAGAGUCUAUCCUCCACACUGUGAAAGCCCCCUUAGCUCCCAUCACACAGUAUUUUCCAGUUAGCAUGCUGAUUUGAUGUGAGGUAUCUCUUCUCUCGGCCAGAUAUGUCUGUAACUCAGUGCAAUCUCUCAAAUCCUGCCACCUUUUUGCCAGAAUCCCUUGAUGAUGGAGCUAACUCUCAUAACAUUUGCUCUGACUGAUGCUAUCCUCACCCCCAGAAAAGACUUAGCUGAUGCUCCACUUCCUGAUUGAUAACAUUCCUUAUUGAUUAAUUGUGUGUCCUGUGGUGAGUCCAAUGUCUCUGAGAGAGAGGCCGGAGAGAGGAAGUGAAGUGAAAUAUAUAGAUCAUUCUUUAUAUCACUUCCUGCAUCUCACAUGCAGUGGGGGAAUUGUCAGCUUACACCAUUCCCACUACCUCUAAACUUUGUUAAGGGUAAAAUUAGGGUUGUUGACUGAAUUUAUUAUUUUAGUGGUCACCAGGGAUUCAAUUCAAUCCCAAUAAAAUACUCAAGUCAGUUUGGGAUUUUUAUGGUGGUUUAAUGACAAUAGUAGGAAGAAAUUAAGAAGGAGAGAGAGGAAGGGGUAUAAGAUUUCUCCAGCCUAGCCUAAGCCAAAGGAACUUCAGAGAACUCAGCCAGGAGGCCUCCUCAGAAGAGUAAAUCUAGCUUGGCUUCCAGUCAUGAGGUCUCCUCCAAGAUGAGGGGUCUCCUAGGAGGAUAGUGCUUUAGGAGGUAAAGGAAAAAAGGAAUCAGCCUAACCACUCACCAGACUUGCUCAGGGAAGAUGCCUCACCUAACCACGCUACAAAGCUUCUCCCAGUAACCUCGCUGCCAAACUGCAAAUGCCAGACUGCCGCCAGGAGCUCCCAACCUCCCCAAGAGAGCCCAAUGCCCCUGAGAGAGAGAGUCCAAUGUCUCUGAGAGAGAGGCUGGAGAGAGGAAGUGAAGUGAAAUAUAUAGAUCAUUCUUUACAUCACUUCCUGCAUCUCACAUUUACCAAUGGUAGCUUAAGCUUGACUUAGGACAGCCCAGGGGAUCUGUCAGUUGUUUCUGAUUUGUCACUUGCUAGCACAUGUCGGUCAUAGGCCAUUCUCUUCACAGUUAAUCCUUAAGUGGGGGUGUAUACAUUCCUGGUUGCUAGAAUUCUAAAGACUAAGCAGGGUGGAGUAAAUCUAAAAUUCACAGCUUGUAGAAUUAUUAAGCUUUAUCCCAGGCCACCUGGUUAAGCAGAGAUGGAAAUAGGUGUCAGAGCCUGGGAAUUAGCAAAUAGUAAAUGAAAUUUAACUAUUUGGAAAAUAAGAGGAUAUUCAUAGUAUUCUACUCCUAAGUUAUGAUUAGUGAAGUUUUCCUAUUUGAGGGGAAAAUUCUUGGAUGUACAAUAUGCACUUGUUUUCAGUUUUGAUUCUGAAGAUAUUUUUCUGAAUUGUGAUGAAUCCAAUAGUAAAAUUGGCAUGUGCUGAAAUCUGAGAAAUAAUACUGGUAGAGAUCUAAGUGUGUUCCUGGGAAUAGUUUUGACAACAAUCUUAGCAUGAGUUAAGCCAAGAUCCUCUUGACUCAGCAUUCUAGUUUUUCUUGUUCUUUUCUGAAGAGGAUAUUUUCCUAUCUGCUUAAUCCUGAGUCUUGCUUUUGAUACCCUCUGACUACAUGAUUUGCUGUCAGAUAUGACUUGUGCCUAGAAUCAAACAGAGCCAAGAGAGUAUGAUAUAUGACAUUGUUAUAUCUAUGUCCCUCUUUUUCCUUUCAUAACAAAAAUUCUAUAUUCAAGGCAGGUGAGCAAGAGAAGUUUUGUAAGUACAUUAUUGAACCUAUUAAUUAAUAGAUUGACACUGGAACAUCUCUGAGUUACUAUAAUGGUAUGCAAGUAUGAAAAUUCUUGGAAUUUUAAUGUGUAGUCAAACUAUAUUAUCAGGAUAACAGUUUUGUAAAAGAAAAUUAAAGAAUAGAACAAAAGUAUAAUGUAAAAGUUUUCUAAUUUAAUGAAAUACAAUUUUUCAGAAAGCAACAGGAUUAGAUUUCCCUCAAAGAACUAUAUUUAUAUGUUUUUAUGAUUGGCUCCUAAAUAUAUCUAGUAUGGAAAUUCAGGCUUUGAGUAUGCUUUAGUAAUACGUUCUCAAAAUUGGAUUUAGGAUUUAUCUAUAAAAUCAUAUUGGUAAAUUCUAAAGAAAGUGAAAUUACUUCCCCAUAUUUAAAGUACUUGUCUCAUAAUAUUAAAGGACAGAAGAUUUCAUUUUACAAGGUCAAGCCUCAACAUUUUAUAUGUGUCAUAUCAGGUAUGAAGGUUUAGGUAAAAAUAGAACGAGCAGGUGGUCUAUAAAAACAAAUUCUCUUAAAUGUCAGGGUUAGAGGAUCAAUCACAUUUUAGAGAUUGUACUAAAUUGUAUUAGGUCUUGUUACUGGCAGAUUUUGGCAUAUUUCAAUAUAAGAAUCUCUACAAGUCAUUUAGAAUCAGAGAAACAAAGGUCCUUUUGGAACUGUCCUAAGAAUGAAGCAAAUACCAGAAUGCCCAAGAGAAGAUUUCCAAAAAUCGGACAUAGGACAUCUGGGAUUCAAAAUGAGUAGAUUAAAUGUUGGGAAUGCAUUGCUAGGUGUAGUUGAGGAUUACCUCCUCUUUUCUUUAUUUGUAUUUGCUUAAGAUAAAGUUGUGGACUUGCUUGUCUUUGCUUCAGACAAAGAUGAGGAUUGACCUUCACCCAUCCUAGGACCAAGGAUGGAACAGUAAACAUGAAGGAUGCAGGAUAACAUUUAUGAAAGGCAAAUUGCGAUUAGGUGGGCGUCUAUCCCCUUGUCUGCCCCUCUUCCCCUUGUUUGUAUUUGUAAUAAAUGAAGGAUGUGGGUUAACCUUUGAACACCUGCCUAUCCCUGGACCAAGGUUAGGGUUUCUGGAAUGAAGAAUCAUAAAUUCCUGUGGGUUUUGUCUAAGUAGUCUUUGCCUAUAAAAGUUCUGUGUGAAGCAAAUAAAAUUGGCACUAUUUCUCUCUUUUCA
Molecule: messenger RNA, 18956 nt
Organism: Monodelphis domestica (gray short-tailed opossum)
Lineage: Eukaryota; Metazoa; Chordata; Mammalia; Didelphimorphia; Didelphidae
Source: RefSeq, a predicted model, not a curated record